CCCCCCCCCCCCCCCCCCCCCCCCCCCGGGGGUCCUCUUCCCACCGCAGGCGCCUCGAACUUCUCUCUCCUCCUCCUCCCCUCUCCGCUGGAUUCGCGUGGCGCGGGCGGGGGAUCCACCCGGCGUGAUUUGUUUCUGUUGGUAGCUUCGGAGUUGCUUGCGGCCCGGUGGUAAUCCGACCCGUCUGGGGGUGGAUUCAGUUCCUGGAGAUCUUGCUGGGGGAUGUUCUGCCCGUAGCAGCUUGUUUCCCAGAAAAUUUUUGGGGUUCGACGCCGACCCUGCCAUGGAAUCAGGCAAUACUAAAUUUGAUGCAUCACAGUAUGCUUUCUUCGGCAACAAUGCCGUGGAGGAGGUUGACCUAGGUGGAUUGGAUGACGAUGAUGGUGAUACUGCAUUUGUUGAGCAUGGUGAUGAAGAGUACCCUCUCUAUGGGAGGGAUAAUAUUUUGGAGGAUGAAGGGGUGGGUUCUUUUACUGACGUUGAUGAUCUUGCUGGAACAUUCUCGAAGCUGACCAGAAUUGUCAAUGAACCAAAGCAACCAGGAAUAGUGGGUCAUAGGGGAUCUGUUUCUAGACAAAGUUCUAAUGCAGACUGGGUGCAAGAGACUGGCUCUUCAUAUUGGCCUGCGCAGCCUGUAUUGGACACUGAUCAUGGGCUGGAUAAGAAGAAUUGGUGGUCCCAACCACCCCAUUCAGUCGACUUCAUGGACUCUAGACUUCACAGAACAUCCUCAUCCCCACACCAAGAUGCUCAGUACAAUCAUGCUGAACCUAUUCUUGGAGCAAAGCCAUCUCCUUUGCACAGAACAUCAUCAUACCCACAACAAGACCCUCAGUACAAUAAUACCGAACCAAUUCCUGUGCCUAAAUCAUCAUUCAUUUCAUACCCUCCAUCUGGUGCAGCAUCUCAUUCUUCACCUAGUCAACCACAUCAUAUGAACAUGCCAUCUCCUCCCACUGCUUUCCAGAUGCCUAUGUCCGCACAAAAUGAUCUACCUCUUCCCCAGUUUCACCAUGGAGGUACGCCUCCAGGACCUCCAUUUGGUAGGGAGCUGGCUCAUAUGGGUCCGAUGGGUGUGGCAACAAAAAAUGUGCAGCAAAAUCAUGUUUUAAAUAGUGGACAAAUGCAUGGGAAUGGUGCCAGGUUUAUGCCAGGUUUGAUGCAGCAUCAAUUGCAACGUCCCAAUGGACUGAUGCCUCCUCAAAUGCAGCCACCUCGUCAACAACAUGGAAUGCUGCCAAUACAACAGUCUCCACCUCAUUUCUCACAACUGCAUGCACAGAUGCUUGGUCCCCAUCAUUCCCCACCACAAAGCAUGCAAAUGUUUGGUCCUCAGCAUCCUCCUUCGCAAGUGAUGGGUAGAUUUGAUGGAAACUUCACUAUGCCUGACUUGAGUGAUCCAAGAGCAAGAUCGAUGUUGCAACAUGGAAGGCUGGGACAACGAUAUCCUCACCAAGGUUAUGAGGUCAAUAAUAUGAGGAUGGAUAAUGGGUGGCCACGGUUUAGAUCCAAGUACAUGUCCACUGAAGAAAUUGAGAACAUUGCAAGGAUGCAGCAAGCUGCCACACACAUCAAUGACCCAUAUAUUGACGAUUACUACCAUCAAGCUUGUUUAGCAAAAAAAUCAGCAGGUGCACAACUAAAGCACCACUUCUGUCCAACCUUGAUUAGAGAUCCAUCUUCCCGUGCACGGAGCAAGGAUGAACCACAUGCAUACCUACAGGUUGAUGCUCUUGGGAGGCUCCCAUUUUCUUCAAUCCGCAGGCCUCGUCCGCUUCUUGAUGUUGAACAAGCCUCUGCACCAAGUGAGAACACUGAAAAAUCUGCAUCAAAGCCUCUUGACCAAGAACCAAUGUUGGCUGCUAGGAUCACUAUUGAAGAUGGACUUUGCCUACUACUUGAUGUUGAUGAUAUUGAUCGUCUGCUGCAAUUUAGCCAGCAGCAAGAUGGUGGUUUGCAACUGAGAAACAGAAGACAGGCCCUCCUCGAGCAGCUUGCAGAAUCACUGCAAUUAGUUGAUCCCCUUGCACCUAAUAAGAAUGCUCCUCUUUCUUCAUAUGAUGAUUUGGUGUUUCUCCGCAUAGUCACUCUACCGAAGGGCCGGAAACUACUGUCCCGUUACCUUGAACUCGUGACUUCAGGCAGUGUGCUUGCAAGGAUAGCUUGCAUGGCAGUCUUCCGGCAUCUAAGGACCAUAUUUGGAAAUAUGCCCUCUGAGAUCAGUGCAGCUGAGACAAUGACUAGACUUGCAAGAGCCAUAUCCACAUGUGUUUUCCGGAUGGAGUUGAGUGAUCUCAGUGCUUGCCUUGCAGCUAUUGUGUGUUCGUCAUUGCAACCGCCUCUUCGACCCCUUGGAUCCCCAGCAGGUGAUUGGGCUUCUGUCAUCAUAAAGUCUGUACUGGACAGAGCAACAGUUCUGCUCACUGAUCAGCAUGUGGCUUCUGCCUACAGUGUGCAGAACAGAGCUCUAUGGCAGGCAUCAUUUGAUGCCUUCUUUGGGCUACUUACACAGUACUGCAUGACUAAAUUUGAUAGCGUGGUUCAUACUGCGCAAUUGCAACCUGCUGCAGCAGCAGUAAUAAGCAGGGAAAUGCCAGUAGAGCUUCUGCGUGCCAGCCUCCCCCAUACCAAUGCGGAUCAGCGCAAACAGUUGCUCAGUUUUGCUCAGCGCACUGUGCCUGUUGGCACCCAUAGUUCUCAUGGGUCUGGUAGUGGACCCAUGACUUCAGAUUCUGUCCCAAGCUGAGAUGGUCAGGACAAAUGGGAGGAAGCAUUGAGUUCUUGUUAUGGUACUCACUACUUGAUAAAAAUGUCUCUUUAAGAUGCCUGUUAUGCUUUUGCUGAAAGAAGAGAGGGCUGAACUGUGAUAAUAAUAUGAAUCUCAAGAAACAAAAGUAAAGCAGACUGGAGCAUCAAAGAACUGAUGGUAAUACAAGAUUUUAAAUUUAGUUUCACAAGUCACAACAUGUCUGUAUUGAUUAUCUUUGUAGGGAGCCAGAUGUUUUGCAUCUAUUACGUGGUUAGCUGUGUUUGGGACAAGAUUGCAAAGCUCCUGUGGGUCUGUUGCUCUUAAGAGGAAGCCCCAGGCGGUCUGUAGCUGUUACUUGAAGACACUGUUUAACUGCUCUUCAAGGUGUUAUUUUCAGCGAGUAGUUGCCUUGUUUUUCCCCUGUAAUUCUGUUGGCCUGAAGGUGUGGAAGUCGUGCUGGCCGCAACACGUCCUUGAGAAUUUGCUUGUGUCAUUUUUGUUCUUCAGGAACUGCUAUGAUCUAUGAAGUUUGUUAAAUGGUAGUAAUGUUUUGGGAUUGCCCUUCCCAUUUGAGAACCUCAUUGCAACCUGUGUUGCAUUUUUCUACGUAAGAUGUGCAAGUGGAUAAGCUUCAUCCUAGUACUAAAUUUUGACCGACUAUA
Messenger RNA from Setaria italica (foxtail millet), 3411 nucleotides. RefSeq names its product protein PAT1 homolog 1. The transcript has 6 exons. The record is from RefSeq and is a predicted model, not a curated record. Gene Ontology annotation, biological process: P-body assembly; deadenylation-dependent decapping of nuclear-transcribed mRNA. Lineage: Eukaryota; Viridiplantae; Streptophyta; Magnoliopsida; Poales; Poaceae. Gene Ontology annotation, molecular function: RNA binding. Gene Ontology annotation, cellular component: P-body. Bases 284 to 2746 code for a protein of 820 amino acids.